UGAGUAAGUGAGAGCCGUAGAGAGUAGAGACAGAGUGGUAUGGAGAUGAAGAGGUGUCUCUCGUGAAGCAAACAAGAAAUCCAGAGAGGACAUCUAUUCUUCUUUGAUUCUUCACGAGAUCUUUAUCUAUUCUCUCUCUGCAUAUCUUCAUCUAAAAUUCUCCGGUUCUACUUUCAUUUCUUGCAGUUUUGGCUUAAGCUCAUUUUUGAUACAAGGUGAGAAAGAAAGGAAGGUUGAAGAGACAAAAAAAAUUAACAUCGGAAAAAUGUUACGUACUGAAACGUCCGCAGAGGAUGAAACAACGUACGAUUCUUUAGCCCUUCGAUUCCGCAGCUCACUGAGUUGCAAGCUGGAGGAGGACGACAACAAUGUAUAUGAAAAGAACAGACCGGACUAUAGAGAACUCGAUCUGGGUGGUUCACCGGUAUCUACAUUAAAGACUCGUGCUUCGGUCAACAAUGGCGUUACCAGCUCCGGCAGCAGCUCGGGCUCGUCCGUUUCAGUCUCAGGAAAAUCCAGCAAUAACACCCAAUUGCCCAAACGACCCGACGAUGGCGCAAUAACCCAUUUUGGGGAGCUCUCGGGCAUGUCUGAAACCAGUCCAGCAGCACCCGAAGCUUCCCGAUCCGGCGCGAAUACCCGCAAUUUGAAACCGGGUCAUCGGAGAUCCGUCUCUGCGGGAGCCCCGUUGAUCUAUUCGGGUUCAAGCUUCGGUGUCGUUAGCGGCAGCCAUUGUAGUGGCGCCACUUCGGCUCACGCAAAUUCGGGCGCUAAUUUACUGCCUAGUGGCAACAUUUGCCCAUCUGGCAAGAUCCUGAAGACUGGCUUGGCGAGUCGGCUCCAAAGCAGGACGGACACGUUGGGUACGGGCACAGGGAACUACGGACAUGGCAGCAUAAUACGUGGCGGCGGCGGCAGAGCUAAAUUGGGGAGUGGAGGAAAUUUAGGAGGCGAUGCAGAGGAGUUGAAGAGAGCAGGGAACGAGAUGUACAAAAAGGGAGACUUUGUAGAAGCAUUGGCCUUGUAUGAUAAGACAAUAUUGCUCUUCCCAGAGAACGCGACAUACAGGAGCAAUAGGGCGGCGGCAUUAACGGCUCUUGGGAGGUUGGGUGAGGCCGUGAGGGAGUGUGAGGAGGCGGUAAAGUUGGACCCUUCUUAUGGCAGGGCACACCAGAGAUUGGGCUCUCUUUAUCUCAGGUUGGGUUGGGUAGAAGAUGCACGACGCCAUUUCUGUUUUCAUGGGCAACAGCCAGAUACAGAAGAGCUGCAUAAGUUACAGUCUUUGGAGAAACAUCUGAAACGAUGUGCUGAUGCGAGGAAGAUUGGGGAUUGGAAGAGUGACAUGAGGGAAGGUGAUGCAGCCAUUACAAUUGGUGCGGAUUAUUCUCCUCAGAUUGUUGCUUGCAAAGCUGAAGCCUUUUUGAAGCUUCAUCAAAUUGAAGAGGCAGAGUCCACUUUAUCAAACAUUCCAAAACUUGAACCCUAUCCUCCGGCACAGACCAAGUUCUUUGGCAUGGUUCCCGAAGCUUAUGUGCUAUAUGUCCGAGCCCAGGUUGAGAUGGCACUUGGAAGAUUUGAGAAUGCAGUUUCAGCGGCUGAGAAGGCCUGGCAAAUCGAUUACAGCAAUAUAGAAAUCGCAAAGGUGUUGAACAAUGUUAAAAUGGUGGCGAUAGCCCGUACCAGUGGCAAUGAUCUGUUCAAUGCUGGAAGAUAUGCUGAAGCAUGCUCAGCAUAUGGGGAAGGCCUCAAAUAUGAUAUUUUUAACUCUGUGCUUUAUUGCAAUAGAGCUGUUUGUUGGUCUAAGCUCGGAAUGUGGGAGAAAUCAAUAGAGGAUUGUGAUCAAGCCCUUAGAAUCCAUCACAACUACACCAAGGCACUUCUUCGGAGGGCAGUCUCAAACGAAAAGCUUGAACAUUGGGCAGAAGCUGUGAGAGAUUACGAGGUCUUGAGGAAGGAGCUUCCUGGAGACAACGAGGUCACUGGAUCAUUACGACGUGCACAAAUUGCAUCGAAGAAAACUUGUGGAGUGGAUGUGAAUAACAUGAAAGUUUGUGGUGAAGUAGAGGAAAUUCGUACCAUAGAUAAGUUUAAAGCUGCAAUAUCGUCAUCUGGUGUUUCAAUAGUUCAGUUUAAAGUGGCAUCAAAUGAACAAUGCCAAGAUAUAUCUCCAUUCUUAAAUAUACUAUCUAUUCGGUAUCCAUCUGUUAGUUUCUUUAAGGUUGAUGUGGAUGAAAUCUCAGCAUUAGUAAAAGUGGAGAGCAUACGAGAUGUUCCAGCAUUUAAGAUUUACAGGAAUGGAAACAAGGUGAAGGAGAUGAUUUGCCCUAGUCAUCAGUUCUUGGAAGAUUCAGUCAGGAGUUAUUGCCUAUAAAUGCACAUUCUAUCCCACCCCAAAUCCACGGAGUUGACAGUACCUGAGUGUUCACCUUCAGUCGUCAGGUCGUCGCAAGAUUAUAAGUUUUACCUAUUACAUAAUCCACUACACAAAUAGUUUUUAGACUUUCAAAGCAGAGAAGCAAUGGCAGAGGUAGAUUUUUCUUUUUCAAUUCAUAUUCUUCAAAUUAUCACUCCAUCUUUGGAUUUGUUUCAAAUAAGUUGCCAUUCCAUUCCUUUUUAUCAUUUAGAAGAAAAACUUUAUAUGCAA
This is a messenger RNA of Tripterygium wilfordii, 2644 nucleotides long. Its product is annotated as inactive TPR repeat-containing thioredoxin TTL3-like. The record is from RefSeq and is a predicted model, not a curated record. Gene Ontology annotation, cellular component: cytoplasm. The transcript is spliced from 7 exons. The coding region runs from base 266 to 2371 and encodes 701 amino acids. Gene Ontology annotation, molecular function: protein binding. Lineage: Eukaryota; Viridiplantae; Streptophyta; Magnoliopsida; Celastrales; Celastraceae.